This is a messenger RNA of Anneissia japonica, 396 nucleotides long. RefSeq names its product angiopoietin-1 receptor-like. The transcript is spliced from 3 exons. The record is from RefSeq and is a predicted model, not a curated record. NCBI's taxonomy places the organism in Eukaryota, Metazoa, Echinodermata, Crinoidea, Comatulida, Comatulidae. The coding region runs from base 1 to 396 and encodes 131 amino acids. Gene Ontology annotation, molecular function: scavenger receptor activity.
AUGGAUUGUGAGGUAUGCUACAACGGAGGAGUAUGUCAUACAGACAUCGGAACCUGUAUAUGUCCUUCGGGAUUUACCGGAGCUAGUUGCGAAACAUCUCUUGGUGGUAAUCGUUUUGGGCGUGAUGGUCUAACUCCGUAUAAAAGUAAUAAGGAUGACGGAUGCAAAGGGAAUCUGUUUUGUCCGCCUAUGCCACAAGGUUGUGCCUGUCACGCUGGCUGGAAAGGACUUAGCUGUGAAACGGAAUGCAAAGCUGGCAAAUAUGGCGCUGACUGUCUGCAAGAUUGUCAUUAUGAUGCUAGUGAGUGUAAUCGUACAACAGGCUGCAAUGUGAAUGCAACGUGCAACCCUGGCUACACAGGCAUAAGAUGUUUAGGCAUGGAGGAAAUAUAUUAA